Bufo bufo (common toad) is the source of this 671-nucleotide messenger RNA. Its product is annotated as protein kinase C theta type-like. Bases 63 to 671 code for a protein of 202 amino acids. Gene Ontology annotation, molecular function: ATP binding; protein kinase activity. The transcript has 5 exons. NCBI's taxonomy places the organism in Eukaryota, Metazoa, Chordata, Amphibia, Anura, Bufonidae. Gene Ontology annotation, biological process: protein phosphorylation. The record is from RefSeq and is a predicted model, not a curated record.
AGAGUCCAUUGUUUACCCAUGCUUAUGCCACCUUCCAGACCAAGGACUAUGCCUUCUUCAUCAUGGAGUUUCUUAGCGGAGGAGAUCUAAGUGGCCUCAUGAGAGCCAACGCCCUAUUCACCAUUCCAGUCACCAGAUUUAUGGCAGCUGAGAUCAUCUGUGGGCUGCAGUUUCUCCACACCAGAGGCAUCAUACACAGGGACAUAAAACCAGCCAAUAUCUUAAUGAACAGCGCCGGUCACUUGAAGAUCGCCGAUUUUGGUCUUGCCGUGAUGAACAUCUUUGGGGAUAAGAAGAUCUCAGAAUAUGCCGGAACUCUUAGAUACAUGGCUCCUGAGAUUCUUCUACGGAAGCCCUACAACACGGCAGUGGACUGGUUCUCAGCUGGUGUGAUGAUAUAUGAGAUGGCUACUGGCAAAUAUCCAUUCAAUGCCGGUAUACUUCCUGAAACAAUCGAAAAGUCACUGAUCAAUGAUGUUCCCACCUACCCAAAAGGGCUCAACCCCCAAGCUAGAGACCUUAUAGUGGGGCUCUUAAACAAGUCACCAGAGAGUCGCCAGGUAGCAGUAGAUAACAUCAGGGAACAUCCGUUUUUCAUGGAAAUCAACUGGACAGAUAUAGAGGGAGCAGGAGCUCGUCCACCAUUCCAACUAGGACCAGUAAGUAAAUGA